GGAGUUGUAACGAAGACUCCGUUUCGAAAACUGGUGGUGCACUCGCGAAAAUUCGCCCCGCCGAUCGGCAGACGAUUCGACCAUGCUGCGCAUCGCCCUUUUGACGUUGACAUUGACGUGGAUAAGCGGCGCCCGCGCGGUGACCAUCAUCGUGGAGCCCGAGGGCCCCAUCGGCGACGACGGGUUCACCUUGCAGUGCCACAAGAAGAACUACACUUACAUGGUGACCCAGUCGGACGAGAACGGGAAGCAGUGCUGGGAUAAGAUCUCCGUCAGCGCCUGCUGGGGUCGCUGCGACUCCAACGAGAUAUCGGACUGGCGGUUCCCCUACAAGAAGUCCAACCACCCGGUGUGCGUGCACUACGGCAGGACGAAGAUGUUCGUGAAGCUGCGGUACUGCGAAGAGGGCGUCGUCGAGGGCACCGACUACUACGAGUACCUGGACGCGAGCGAGUGCAAGUGCCAGGUGUGCUCGUCGACUGACACCAGCUGCGAGGGGGUGCGGUACCGGCCCCACCGGUCGCACCCCUACAACCUGGGGUUCGUCUGAACCGGCGGCGAAGGGAUGGAUUUUUUUGUUGAUUUCAUCGCUGUUUGCCUCUCUAUUAUAGUUGAGACUCGUGUAAAUUUUAACGAUUUUAACUCUUUGAUUUACUCCGAUUGAGAAAGUUGUAUGUAUA
Phyllotreta striolata is the source of this 680-nucleotide messenger RNA. NCBI's taxonomy places the organism in Eukaryota, Metazoa, Arthropoda, Insecta, Coleoptera, Chrysomelidae. The record is from the annotation of a GenBank genome assembly.